Messenger RNA from Camellia sinensis, 558 nucleotides. The record is from RefSeq and is a predicted model, not a curated record. NCBI's taxonomy places the organism in Eukaryota, Viridiplantae, Streptophyta, Magnoliopsida, Ericales, Theaceae.
AUGAUUGCUGCUUAUGAACAGACUAAUGCUGAUCGGUCUGCCAUUAAGCUCUUCCGUAGAAUGCUAAUUGAAAAGGUAGAAUUUGAUUAUAUCACAAUGGUUAGUGUUAUAUCAGCUUGUGCUAAUUUAGGAGCACUCAAUACUGGGAAAUGGAUACAUAAGCUUGUGAGGAACAAAGGUCUUGAAACUAAUGUUUCAAUUACUAAUGCUUUAAUUGACACGUAUGCAAAAUGUGGAAACAUAGAUUUGGCAAGGGAUGCUUUCGACAAGUUGCCUCAUAAAAGUGUUGUGUCCUGGACUUCAAUUAUAGGGGCCUGUGCAUCUCAUGGGCAUGGGGACAAUGCUCUGAUGCUCUUCACAAAGAUGAAAGAUGAAGAAAUUUGGCCAAAUAGCUUCGCCAUUAUUUCUGUUUCAACAGCUUGUAGGCAUUCAGGUUUAGUAGAAGAAGGGAAGAAGCAUUUUGAGAGCAUGACAAAAGAUUACUCAUUCAGGACUGCUGUAGAGCAAAUUGGAAAUAGAUUUAAGAGACAAAGAAUUUGCAAUGAACAACCUGAAUGA